AUAUCUUUUCUACAUAACCUCUCAUACGGCUGAAACAUGGACGUAGACACAGCGAGUGACAAUACGUCUAUCGACGAUAAAAUAGACGACUUUUGCGAGAAUCCAACACGAGAUGCGUUAACGGAGGGUCUUAUGAGCCUCCUGAAGCCCACGGUGGACCAACUGGACGAGAGAAUUCGUGCUACAAGGAUAUGUCAAAUAGAACUGAAGCAGCGGAUUGAAUCGUUAACUGAGGAACUCCAAAGGAUCAAUGAAGCACUGCAGUAUCCAUUAGAUACAGAUUCUUAUGUAAAGAAACUUGUUAAUGCUAAGCAUAAAAUCACUAUCGUUAGUAAUAUCUUGCAAACUACUCAAGAACGAUUGAACAAGGUGCAUGAAGCUGUCGAGAAAAGCACUGCCAAAAGAAAGACAUUGUUAGAUAAUAGUUCUGCUUACAGCAGCAUUACUAUCGAGCCUGAUAAAGAAGAACCAAUCCGAGCAGAAGCUGAUAAGCAGCAGCAAUAAUUUUCGUUGUCGUUAAUUAUAAGAUUAAUGUGAUAUUAUUUCCAAAUUGUUACUUGAAAAAUACCACUUUGCAAGUUUUAUAUGUGAAAACUUUA
This is a messenger RNA of Dinoponera quadriceps, 599 nucleotides long. RefSeq names its product SNAPIN protein homolog (gene Snapin). The transcript is spliced from 2 exons. NCBI's taxonomy places the organism in Eukaryota, Metazoa, Arthropoda, Insecta, Hymenoptera, Formicidae. Gene Ontology annotation, cellular component: BLOC-1 complex; BORC complex; synaptic vesicle. The record is from RefSeq and is a predicted model, not a curated record. Gene Ontology annotation, molecular function: SNARE binding. Bases 37 to 504 code for a protein of 155 amino acids. Gene Ontology annotation, biological process: lysosome organization; lysosome localization; endosome to lysosome transport.